GCUCAAGACGUAUGCCAACUUCCCAGAAGCACCUCAGGAGGAGGCUUCUCUCAGCAAUAGGCUCAAGACGUAUGCCAACUUCCCAGAAGCACCUCAGGAGGAGGCUUCUCUCAGCAAUAGGCUCAAGACGUAUGCCAACUUCCCAGAAGCACCUCAGGAGGAGGCUUCUCUCAGCAAUAGAUGCGAGCUGAUUCCCUGGCUUAGGCUCAAGACGUAUGCCAACUUCCCAGAAGCACCUCAGGAGGAGGCUUCUCUCAGCAAUAGGCUCAAGACGUAUGCCAACUUCCCAGAAGCACCUCAGGAGGAGGCUUCUCUCAGCAAUAGGCUCAAGACGUAUGCCAACUUCCCAGAAGCACCUCAGGAGGAGGCUUCUCUCAGCAAUAGGCUCAAGACGUAUGCCAACUUCCCAGAAGCACCUCAGGAGGAGGCUUCUCUCAGCAAUAGGCUCAAGACGUAUGCCAACUUCCCAGAAGCACCUCAGGAGGAGGCUUCUCUCAGCAAUAGGCUCAAGACGUAUGCCAACUUCCCAGAAGCACCUCAGGAGGAGGCUUCUCUCAGCAAUAGGCUCAAGACGUAUGCCAACUUCCCAGAAGCACCUCAGGAGGAGGCUUCUCUCAGCAAUAGGCUCAAGACGUAUGCCAACUUCCCAGAAGCACCUCAGGAGGAGGCUUCUCUCAGCAAUAGGCUCAAGACGUAUGCCAACUUCCCAGAAGCACCUCAGGAGGAGGCUUCUCUCAGCAAUAGGCUCAAGACGUAUGCCAACUUCCCAGAAGCACCUCAGGAGGAGGCUUCUCUCAGCAAUAGGCUCAAGACGUAUGCCAACUUCCCAGAAGCACCUCAGGAGGAGGCUUCUCUCAGCAAUAGGCUCAAGACGUAUGCCAACUUCCCAGAAGCACCUCAGGAGGAGGCUUCUCUCAGCAAUAGGCUCAAGACGUAUGCCAACUUCCCAGAAGCACCUCAGGAGGAAGCUUCUCUCAGCAAUAGGCUCAAGACGUAUGCCAACUUCCCAGAAGCACCUCAGGAGGAGGCUUCUCUCAGCAAUAGGCUCAAGACGUAUGCCAACUUCCCAGAAGCACCUCAGGAGGAGGCUUCUCUCAGCAAUAGGCUCAAGACGUAUGCCAACUUCCCAGAAGCACCUCAGGAGGAGGCUUCUCUCAGCAAUAGGCUCAAGACGUAUGCCAACUUUCCAGAAGCACCUCAGGAGGAGGCUUCUCUCAGCAAUAGGCUCAAGACGUAUGCCAACUUCCCAGAAGCACCUCAGGAGGAGGCUUCUCUCAGCAAUAGGCUCAAGACGUAUGCCAACUUCCCAGAAGCACCUCAGGAGGAGGCUUCUCUCAGCAAUAGGCUCAAGACGUAUGCCAACUUCCCAGAAGCACCUCAGGAGGAGGCUUCUCUCAGCAAUAGGCUCAAGACGUAUGCCAACUUCCCAGAAGCACCUCAGGAGGAAGCUUCUCUCAGCAAUAGGCUCAAGACGUAUGCCAACUUCCCAGAAGCACCUCAGGAGGAGGCUUCUCUCAGCAAUAGGCUCAAGACGUAUGCCAACUUCCCAGAAGCACCUCAGGAGGAGGCUUCUCUCAGCAAUAGGCUCAAGACGUAUGCCAACUUCCCAGAAGCACCUCAGGAGGAGGCUUCUCUCAGCAAUAGGCUCAAGACGUAUGCCAACUUCCCAGAAGCACCUCAGGAGGAAGCUUCUCUCAGCAAUAGGCUCAAGACGUAUGCCAACUUCCCAGAAGCACCUCAGGAGGAGGCUUCUCUCAGCAAUAGGCUCAAGACGUAUGCCAACUUUCCAGAAGCACCUCAGGAGGAGGCUUCUCUCAGCAAUAGGCUCAAGACGUAUGCCAACUUCCCAGAAGCACCUCAGGAGGAGGCUUCUCUCAGCAAUAGGCUCAAGACGUAUGCCAACUUCCCAGAAGCACCUCAGGAGGAAGCUUCUCUCAGCAAUAGGCUGAAGACGUAUGCCAACUUCCCAGAAGCACCUCAGGAGGAGGCUUCUCUCAGCAAUAGGCUCAAGACGUAUGCCAACUUCCCAGAAGCACCUCAGGAGGAGGCUUCUCUCAGCAAUAGGCUCAAGACGUAUGCCAACUUCCCAGAAGCACCUCAGGAGGAGGCUUCUCUCAGCAAUAGGCUCAAGACGUAUGCCAACUUCCCAGAAGCACCUCAGGAGGAGGCUUCUCUCAGCAAUAGGCUCAAGACGUAUGCCAACUUCCCAGAAGCACCUCAGGAGGAGGCUUCUCUCAGCAAUAGGCUCAAGACGUAUGCCAACUUCCCAGAAGCACCUCAGGAGGAGGCUUCUCUCAGCAAUAGGCUCAAGACGUAUGCCAACUUCCCAGAAGCACCUCAGGAGGAGGCUUCUCUCAGCAAUAGGCUCAAGACGUAUGCCAACUUCCCAGAAGCACCUCAGGAGGAGGCUUCUCUCAGCAAUAGGCUCAAGACGUAUGCCAACUUCCCAGAAGCACCUCAGGAGGAGGCUUCUCUCAGCAAUAGGCUCAAGACGUAUGCCAACUUCCCAGAAGCACCUCAGGAGGAGGCUUCUCUCAGCAAUAGGCUCAAGACGUAUGCCAACUUCCCAGAAGCACCUCAGGAGGAGGCUUCUCUCAGCAAUAGGCUCAAGACGUAUGCCAACUUCCCAGAAGCACCUCAGGAGGAGGCUUCUCUCAGCAAUAGGCUCAAGACGUAUGCCAACUUCCCAGAAGCACCUCAGGAGGAGGCUUCUCUCAGCAAUAGGCUCAAGACGUAUGCCAACUUCCCAGAAGCACCUCAGGAGGAGGCUUCUCUCAGCAAUAGGCUCAAGACGUAUGCCAACUUCCCAGAAGCACCUCAGGAGGAGGCUUCUCUCAGCAAUAGGCUGAAGACGUAUGCCAACUUCCCAGAAGCACCUCAGGAGGAGGCUUCUCUCAGCAAUAGGCUCAAGACGUAUGCCAACUUCCCAGAAGCACCUCAGGAGGAGGCUUCUCUCAGCAAUAGGCUCAAGACGUAUGCCAACUUCCCAGAAGCACCUCAGGAGGAGGCUUCUCUCAGCAAUAGGCUGAAGACGUAUGCCAACUUCCCAGAAGCACCACAGGAGGAGGCUUCUCUCAGCAAUAGGCUCAAGACGUAUGCCAACUUCCCAGAAGCACCUCAGGAGGAGGCUUCUCUCAGCAAUAGGCUCAAGACGUAUGCCAACUUCCCAGAAGCACCUCAGGAGGAGGCUUCUCUCAGCAAUAGGCUCAAGACGUAUGCCAACUUCCCAGAAGCACCUCAGGAGGAGGCUUCUCUCAGCAAUAGGCUCAAGACGUAUGCCAACUUCCCAGAAGCACCUCAGGAGGAGGCUUCUCUCAGCAAUAGGCUCAAGACGUAUGCCAACUUCCCAGAAGCACCUCAGGAGGAGGCUUCUCUCAGCAAUAGGCUCAAGACGUAUGCCAACUUCCCAGAAGCACCUCAGGAGGAGGCUUCUCUCAGCAAUAGGCUCAAGACGUAUGCCAACUUCCCAGAAGCACCUCAGGAGGAGGCUUCUCUCAGCAAUAGGCUCAAGACGUAUGCCAACUUCCCAGAAGCACCUCAGGAGGAGGCUUCUCUCAGCAAUAGGCUCAAGACGUAUGCCAACUUCCCAGAAGCACCUCAGGAGGAGGCUUCUCUCAGCAAUAGGCUCAAGACGUAUGCCAACUUCCCAGAAGCACCUCAGGAGGAGGCUUCUCUCAGCAAUAGGCUCAAGACGUAUGCCAACUUCCCAGAAGCACCUCAGGAGGAGGCUUCUCUCAGCAAUAGGCUCAAGACGUAUGCCAACUUCCCAGAAGCACCUCAGGAGGAGGCUUCUCUCAGCAAUAGGCUCAAGACGUAUGCCAACUUCCCAGAAGCACCUCAGGAGGAGGCUUCUCUCAGCAAUAGGCUCAAGACGUAUGCCAACUUCCCAGAAGCACCUCAGGAGGAGGCUUCUCUCAGCAAUAGGCUCAAGACGUAUGCCAACUUCCCAGAAGCACCUCAGGAGGAGGCUUCUCUCAGCAAUAGGCUCAAGACGUAUGCCAACUUCCCAGAAGCACCUCAGGAGGAGGCUUCUCUCAGCAAUAGGCUGAAGACGUAUGCCAACUUCCCAGAAGCACCUCAGGAGGAGGCUUCUCUCAGCAAUAGGCUCAAGACGUAUGCCAACUUCCCAGAAGCACCUCAGGAGGAGGCUUCUCUCAGCAAUAGGCUCAAGACGUAUGCCAACUUCCCAGAAGCACCACAGGAGGAGGCUUCUCUCAGCAAUAGGCUGAAGACGUAUGCCAACUUCCCAGAAGCACCUCAGGAGGAGGCUUCUCUCAGCAAUAGGCUCAAGACGUAUGCCAACUUCCCAGAAGCACCUCAGGAGGAGGCUUCUCUCAGCAAUAGGCUCAAGACGUAUGUCAACUUCCCAGAAGCACCUCAGGAGGAGGCUUCUCUCAGCAAUAGGCUCAAGACGUAUGCCAACUUCCCAGAAGCACCUCAGGAGGAGGCUUCUCUCAGCAAUAGGCUCAAGACGUAUGCCAACUUCCCAGAAGCACCACAGGAGGAGGCUUCUCUCAGCAAUAGGCUCAAGACGUAUGCCAACUUCCCAGAAGCACCUCAGGAGGAGGCUUCUCUCAGCAAUAGGCUCAAGACGUAUGCCAACUUCCCAGAAGCACCUCAGGAGGAGGCUUCUCUCAGCAAUAGGCUCAAGACGUAUGUCAACUUCCCAGAAGCACCUCAGGAGGAGGCUUCUCUCAGCAAUAGGCUCAAGACGUAUGCCAACUUCCCAGAAGCACCACAGGAGGAGGCUUCUCUCAGCAAUAGGCUCAAGACGUAUGCCAACUUCCCAGAAGCACCUCAGGAGGAGGCUUCUCUCAGCAAUAGGCUCAAGACGUAUGCCAACUUCCCAGAAGCACCUCAGGAGGAGGCUUCUCUCAGCAAUAGGCUCAAGACGUAUGUCAACUUCCCAGAAGCACCUCAGGAGGAGGCUUCUCUCAGCAAUAGGCUCAAGACGUAUGUCAACUUCCCAGAAGCACCUCAGGAGGAGGCUUCUCUCAGCAAUAGGCUCAAGACGUAUGCCAACUUCCCAGAAGCACCACAGGAGGAGGCUUCUCUCAGCAAUAGGCUCAAGACGUAUGCCAACUUCCCAGAAGCACCUCAGGAGGAGGCUUCUCUCAGCAAUAGGCUGAAGACGUAUGCCAACUUCCCAGAAGCACCUCAGGAGGAGGCUUCUCUCAGCAAUAGGCUGAAGACGUAUGCCAACUUCCCAGAAGCACCUCAGGAGGAGGCUUCUCUCAGCAAUAGGCUCAAGACGUAUGUCAACUUCCCAGAAGCACCUCAGGAGGAGGCUUCUCUCAGCAAUAGGCUCAAGACGUAUGCCAACUUCCCAGAAGCACCUCAGGAGGAGGCUUCUCUCAGCAAUAGGCUCAAGACGUAUGCCAACUUCCCAGAAGCACCUCAGGAGGAGGCUUCUCUCAGCAAUAGGCUCAAGACGUAUGCCAACUUCCCAGAAGCACCUCAGGAGGAGGCUUCUCUCAGCAAUAGGCUCAAGAUGUAUGCCAACUUCCCAGAAGCACCACAGGAGGAGGCUUCUCUCAGCAAUAGGCUCAAGACGUAUGCCAACUUCCCAGAAGCACCUCAGGAGGAGGCUUCUCUCAGGAAUAGGCUCAAGACGUAUGCCAACUUCCCAGAAGCACCUCAGGAGGAGGCUUCUCUCAGCAAUAGGCUCAAGACGUAUGCCAACUUCCCAGAAGCACCUCAGGAGGAGGCUUCUCUCAGCAAUAGGCUCAAGACGUAUGCCAACUUCCCAGAAGCACCUCAGGAGGAGGCUUCUCUCAGCAAUAGGCUCAAGACGUAUGCCAACUUCCCAGAAGCACCACAGGAGGAGGCUUCUCUCAGCAAUAGGCUCAAGACGUAUGCCAACUUCCCAGAAGCACCUCAGGAGGAGGCUUCUCUCAGCAAUAGGCUCAAGACGUAUGCCAACUUCCCAGAAGCACCUCAGGAGGAGGCUUCUCUCAGCAAUAGGCUCAAGACGUAUGCCAACUUCCCAGAAGCACCUCAGGAGGAGGCUUCUCUCAGCAAUAGGCUCAAGACGUAUGCCAACUUCCCAGAAGCACCUCAGGAGGAGGCUUCUCUCAGCAAUAGGCUCAAGACUUAUGCCAACUUCCCAGAAGCACCACAGGAGGAGGCUUCUCUCAGCAAUAGGCUCAAGACGUAUGCCAACUUCCCAGAAGCAGCUCAGGAGGAGGCUUCUCUCAGCAAUAGGCUGAAGACGUAUGCCAACUUCCCAGAAGCACCACAGGAGGAGGCUUCUCUCAGCAAUAGGCUGAAGACGUAUGCCAACUUCCCAGAAGCACCACAGGAGGAGGCUUCUCUCAGCAAUAGGCUCAAGACGUAUGCCAACUUCCCAGAAGCACCUCAGGAGGAGGCUUCUCUCAGCAAUAGGCUGAAGACGUAUGCCAACUUCCCAGAAGCACCUCAGGAGGAGGCUUCUCUCAGCAAUAGGCUCAAGACGUAUGCCAACUUCCCAGAAGCACCUCAGGAGGAGGCUUCUCUCAGCAAUAGGCUCAAGACGUAUGCCAACUUCCCAGAAGCACCUCAGGAGAAGGCUUCUCUCAGCAAUAGGCUGAAGACGUAUGCCAACUUCCCAGAAGCACCUCAGGAGGAGGCUUCUCUCAGCAAUAGGCUCAAGACGUAUGCCAACUUCCCAGAAGCACCUCAGGAGGAGGCUUCUCUCAGCAAUAGGCUCAAGACGUAUGCCAACUUCCCAGAAGCACCUCAGGAGGAGGCUUCUCUCAGCAAUAGGGUCAAGACGUAUGCCAACUUCCCAGAAGCACCUCAGGAGGAGGCUUCUCUCAGCAAUAGGCUGAAGACGUAUGCCAACUUCCCAGAAGCACCACAGGAGGAGGCUUCUCUCAGCAAUAGGCUCAAGACGUAUGCCAACUUCCCAGAAGCACCUCAGGAGGAGGCUUCUCUCAGCAAUAGGCUGAAGACGUAUGCCAACUUCCCAGAAGCACCUCAGGAGGAGGCUUCUCUCAGCAAUAGGCUCAAGACGUAUGCCAACUUCCCAGAAGCACCUCAGGAGGAGGCUUCUCUCAGCAAUAGGCUCAAGACGUAUGCCAACUUCCCAGAAGCACCUCAGGAGGAGGCUUCUCUCAGCAAUAGGCUGAAGACGUAUGCCAACUUCCCAGAAGCACGACAGGAGGAGGCUUCUCUCAGCAAUAGGCUCAAGACGUAUGCCAACUUCCCAGAAGCACCUCAGGAGGAGGCUUCUCUCAGCAAUAGGCUGAAGACGUAUGCCAACUUCCCAGAAGCACCUCAGGAGGAGGCUUCUCUCAGCAAUAGGCUCAAGACGUAUGCCAACUUCCCAGAAGCACCUCAGGAGGAGGCUUCUCUCAGCAAUAGGCUCAAGACGUAUGCCAACUUCCCAGAAGCACCUCAGGAGGAGGCUUCUCUCAGCAAUAGGCUGAAGACGUAUGCCAACUUCCCAGAAGCACCUCAGGAGGAGGCUUCUCUCAGCAAUAGGCUCAAGACGUAUGCCAACUUCCCAGAAGCACCUCAGGAGGAGGCUUCUCUCAGCAAUAGGCUCAAGACGUAUGCCAACUUCCCAGAAGCACCUCAGGAGGAGGCUUCUCUCAGCAAUAGGCUGAAGACGUAUGCCAACUUCCCAGAAGCACGACAGGAGGAGGCUUCUCUCAGCAAUAGGCUCAAGACGUAUGCCAACUUCCCAGAAGCACCUCAGGAGGAGGCUUCUCUCAGCAAUAGGCUCAAGACGUAUGCCAACUUCCCAGAAGCACCUCAGGAGGAGGCUUCUCUCAGCAAUAGGCUCAAGACGUAUGCCAACUUCCCAGAAGCACCUCAGGAGGAGGCUUCUCUCAGCAAUAGGCUCAAGACGUAUGCCAACUUCCCAGAAGCACCUCAGGAGGAGGCUUCUCUCAGCAAUAGGCUGAAGACGUAUGCCAACUUCCCAGAAGCACCUCAGGAGGAGGCUUCUCUCAGCAAUAGGCUGAAGACGUAUGCCAACUUCCCAGAAGCACCUCAGGAGGAGGCUUCUCUCAGCAAUAGGCUCAAGACGUAUGCCAACUUCCCAGAAGCACCUCAGGAGGAGGCUUCUCUCAGCAAUAGGCUCAAGACGUAUGCCAACUUCCCAGAAGCACCUCAGGAGGAGGCUUCUCUCAGCAAUAGGCUGAAGACGUAUGCCAACUUCCCAGAAGCACGACAGGAGGAGGCUUCUCUCAGCAAUAGGCUCAAGACGUAUGCCAACUUCCCAGAAGCACCUCAGGAGGAGGCUUCUCUCAGCAAUAGGCUGAAGACGUAUGCCAACUUCCCAGAAGCACCUCAGGAGGAGGCUUCUCUCAGCAAUAGGCUCAAGACGUAUGCCAACUUCCCAGAAGCACCUCAGGAGGAGGCUUCUCUCAGCAAUAGGCUCAAGACGUAUGCCAACUUCCCAGAAGCACCUCAGGAGGAGGCUUCUCUCAGCAAUAGGCUGAAGACGUAUGCCAACUUCCCAGAAGCACCUCAGGAGGAGGCUUCUCUCAGCAAUAGGCUGAAGACGUAUGCCAACUUCCCAGAAGCACCUCAGGAGGAGGCUUCUCUCAGCAAUAGGCUCAAGACGUAUGCCAACUUCCCAGAAGCACCUCAGGAGGAGGCUUCUCUCAGCAAUAGGCUGAAGACGUAUGCCAACUUCCCAGAAGCACCUCAGGAGGAGGCUUCUCUCAGCAAUAGGCUCAAGACGUAUGCCAACUUCCCAGAAGCACCUCAGGAGGAGGCUUCUCUCAGCAAUAGGCUCAAGACGUAUGCCAACUUCCCAGAAGCACCUCAGGAGGAGGCUUCUCUCAGCAAUAGGCUCAAGACGUAUGCCAACUUCCCAGAAGCACCUCAGGAGGAGGCUUCUCUCACCAAUAGGCUCAAGACGUAUGCCAACUUCCCAGAAGCACCUCAGGAGGAGGCUUCUCUCACCAAUAGGCUCAAGACGUAUGCCAACUUCCCAGAAGCACCUCAGGAGGAGGCUUCUCUCAGCAAUAGGCUCAAGACGUAUGCCAACUUCCCAGAAGCACCUCAGGAGGAGGCUUCUCUCAGCAAUAGGCUCAAGACGUAUGCCAACUUCCCAGAAGCACCUCAGGAGGAGGCUUCUCUCACCAAUAGGCUCAAGACGUAUGCCAACUUCCCAGAAGCACCUCAGGAGGAGGCUUCUCUCAGCAAUAGGCUCAAGACGUAUGCCAACUUCCCAGAAGCACCUCAGGAGGAGGCUUCUCUCAGCAAUAGGCUCAAGACGUAUGCCAACUUCCCAGAAGCACCUCAGGAGGAGGCUUCUCUCAGCAAUAGGCUCAAGACGUAUGCCAACUUCCCAGAAGCACCUCAGGAGGAGGCUUCUCUCAGCAAUAGGCUCAAGACGUAUGCCAACUUCCCAGAAGCACCUCAGGAGGAGGCUUCUCUCACCAAUAGGCUCAAGACGUAUGCCAACUUCCCAGAAGCACCUCAGGAGGAGGCUUCUCUCAGCAAUAGGCUCAAGACGUAUGCCAACUUCCCAGAAGCACCUCAGGAGGAGGCUUCUCUCACCAAUAGGCUCAAGACGUAUGCCAACUUCCCAGAAGCACCUCAGGAGGAGGCUUCUCUCAGCAAUAGGCUCAAGACGUAUGCCAACUUCCCAGAAGCACCUCAGGAGGAGGCUUCUCUCAGCAAUAGGCUCAAGACGUAUGCCAACUUCCCAGAAGCACCUCAGGAGGAGGCUUCUCUCACCAAUAGGCUCAAGACGUAUGCCAACUUCCCAGAAGCACCUCAGGAGGAGGCUUCUCUCAGCAAUAGGCUCAAGACGUAUGCCAACUUCCCAGAAGCACCUCAGGAGGAGGCUUCUCUCACCAAUAGGCUCAAGACGUAUGCCAACUUCCCAGAAGCACCUCAGGAGGAGGCUUCUCUCAGCAAUAGGCUCAAGACGUAUGCCAACUUCCCAGAAGCACCUCAGGAGGAGGCUUCUCUCACCAAUAGGCUCAAGACGUAUGCCAACUUCCCAGAAGCACCUCAGGAGGAGGCUUCUCUCAGCAAUAGGCUCAAGACGUAUGCCAACUUCCCAGAAGCACCUCAGGAGGAGGCUUCUCUCACCAAUAGGCUCAAGACGUAUGCCAACUUCCCAGAAGCACCUCAGGAGGAGGCUUCUCUCAGCAAUAGGCUCAAGACGUAUGCCAACUUCCCAGAAGCACCUCAGGAGGAGGCUUCUCUCAGCAAUAGGCUCAAGACGUAUGCCAACUUCCCAGAAGCACCUCAGGAGGAGGCUUCUCUCAGCAAUAGGCUCAAGACGUAUGCCAACUUCCCAGAAGCACCUCAGGAGGAGGCUUCUCUCAGCAAUAGGCUCAAGACGUAUGCCAACUUCCCAGAAGCACCUCAGGAGGAGGCUUCUCUCAGCAAUAGGCUCGAGACGUAUGCCAACUUCCCAGAAGCACCUCAGGAGGAGGCUUCUCUCAGCAAUAGGCUCAAGACGUAUGCCAACUUCCCAGAAGCACCUCAGGAGGAGGCUUCUCUCAGCAAUAGGCUCAAGACGUAUGCCAACUUCCCAGAAGCACCUCAGGAGGAGGCUUCUCUCAGCAAUAGGCUCAAGACGUAUGCCAACUUCCCAGAAGCACCUCAGGAGGAGGCUUCUCUCACCAAUAGGCUCAAGACGUAUGCCAACUUCCCAGAAGCACCUCAGGAGGAGGCUUCUCUCAGCAAUAGGCUCAAGACGUAUGCCAACUUCCCAGAAGCACCUCAGGAGGAGGCUUCUCUCAGCAAUAGGCUCAAGACGUAUGCCAACUUCCCAGAAGCACCUCAGGAGGAGGCUUCUCUCAGCAAUAGGCUCAAGACGUAUGCCAACUUCCCAGAAGCACCUCAGGAGGAGGCUUCUCUCACCAAUAGGCUCAAGACGUAUGCCAACUUCCCAGAAGCACCUCAGGAGGAGGCUUCUCUCAGCAAUAGGCUCAAGACGUAUGCCAACUUCCCAGAAGCACCUCAGGAGGAGGCUUCUCUCACCAAUAGGCUCAAGACGUAUGCCAACUUCCCAGAAGCACCUCAGGAGGAGGCUUCUCUCACCAAUAGGCUCAAGACGUAUGCCAACUUCCCAGAAGCACCUCAGGAGGAGGCUUCUCUCAGCAAUAGGCUCAAGACGUAUGCCAACUUCCCAGAAGCACCUCAGGAGGAGGCUUCUCUCACCAAUAGGCUCAAGACGUAUGCCAACUUCCCAGAAGCACCUCAGGAGGAGGCUUCUCUCAGCAAUAGGCUCAAGACGUAUGCCAACUUCCCAGAAGCACCUCAGGAGGAGGCUUCUCUCAGCAAUAGGCUCAAGACGUAUGCCAACUUCCCAGAAGCACCUCAGGAGGAGGCUUCUCUCAGCAAUAGGCUCAAGACGUAUGCCAACUUCCCAGAAGCACCUCAGGAGGAGGCUUCUCUCAGCAAUAGGCUCAAGACGUAUGCCAACUUCCCAGAAGCACCUCAGGAGGAGGCUUCUCUCAGCAAUAGGCUCAAGACGUAUGCCAACUUCCCAGAAGCACCUCAGGAGGAGGCUUCUCUCACCAAUAGGCUCAAGACGUAUGCCAACUUCCCAGAAGCACCUCAGGAGGAGGCUUCUCUCAGCAAUAGGCUCAAGACGUAUGCCAACUUCCCAGAAGCACCUCAGGAGGAGGCUUCUCUCAGCAAUAGGCUCAAGACGUAUGCCAACUUCCCAGAAGCACCUCAGGAGGAGGCUUCUCUCAGCAAUAGGCUCAAGACGUAUGCCAACUUCCCAGAAGCACCUCAGGAGGAGGCUUCUCUCACCAAUAGGCUCAAGACGUAUGCCAACUUCCCAGAAGCACCUCAGGAGGAGGCUUCUCUCAGCAAUAGGCUCAAGACGUAUGCCAACUUCCCAGAAGCACCUCAGGAGGAGGCUUCUCUCACCAAUAGGCUCAAGACGUAUGCCAACUUCCCAGAAGCACCUCAGGAGGAGGCUUCUCUCAGCAAUAGGCUCAAGACGUAUGCCAACUUCCCAGAAGCACCUCAGGAGGAGGCUUCUCUCACCAAUAGGCUGAAGACGUAUGCCAACUUCCCAGAAGCACCUCAGGAGGAGGCUUCUCUCACCAAUAGGCUCAAGACGUAUGCCAACUUCCCAGAAGCACCUCAGGAGGAGGCUUCUCUCAGCAAUAGGCUCAAGACGUAUGCCAACUUCCCAGAAGCACCUCAGGAGGAGGCUUCUCUCAGCAAUAGGCUCAAGACGUAUGCCAACUUCCCAGAAGCACCUCAGGAGGAGGCUUCUCUCACCAAUAGGCUCAAGACGUAUGCCAACUUCCCAGAAGCACCUCAGGAGGAGGCUUCUCUCAGCAAUAGGCUCAAGACGUAUGCCAACUUCCCAGAAGCACCUCAGGAGGAGGCUUCUCUCACCAAUAGGCUCAAGACGUAUGCCAACUUCCCAGAAGCACCUCAGGAGGAGGCUUCUCUCAGCAAUAGGCUCAAGACGUAUGCCAACUUCCCAGAAGCACCUCAGGAGGAGGCUUCUCUCACCAAUAGGCUCAAGACGUAUGCCAACUUCCCAGAAGCACCUCAGGAGGAGGCUUCUCUCAGCAAUAGGCUCAAGACGUAUGCCAACUUCCCAGAAGCACCUCAGGAGGAGGCUUCUCUCAGCAAUAGGCUCAAGACGUAUGCCAACUUCCCAGAAGCACCUCAGGAGGAGGCUUCUCUCAGCAAUAGGCUCAAGACGUAUGCCAACUUCCCAGAAGCACCUCAGGAGGAGGCUUCUCUCAGCAAUAGGCUCAAGACGUAUGCCAACUUCCCAGAAGCACCUCAGGAGGAGGCUUCUCUCAGCAAUAGGCUCAAGACGUAUGCCAACUUCCCAGAAGCACCUCAGGAGGAGGCUUCUCUCAGCAAUAGGCUCAAGACGUAUGCCAACUUCCCAGAAGCACCUCAGGAGGAGGCUUCUCUCAGCAAUAGGCUCAAGACGUAUGCCAACUUCCCAGAAGCACCUCAGGAGGAGGCUUCUCUCACCAAUAGGCUCAAGACGUAUGCCAACUUCCCAGAAGCACCUCAGGAGGAGGCUUCUCUCAGCAAUAGGCUCAAGACGUAUGCCAACUUCCCAGAAGCACCUCAGGAGGAGGCUUCUCUCACCAAUAGGCUGAAGACGUAUGCCAACUUCCCAGAAGCACCUCAGGAGGAGGCUUCUCUCACCAAUAGGCUCAAGACGUAUGCCAACUUCCCAGAAGCACCUCAGGAGGAGGCUUCUCUCAGCAAUAGGCUCAAGACGUAUGCCAACUUCCCAGAAGCACCUCAGGAGGAGGCUUCUCUCAGCAAUAGGCUCAAGACGUAUGCCAACUUCCCAGAAGCACCUCAGGAGGAGGCUUCUCUCACCAAUAGGCUCAAGACGUAUGCCAACUUCCCAGAAGCACCUCAGGAGGAGGCUUCUCUCAGCAAUAGGCUCAAGACGUAUGCCAACUUCCCAGAAGCACCUCAGGAGGAGGCUUCUCUCACCAAUAGGCUCAAGACGUAUGCCAACUUCCCAGAAGCACCUCAGGAGGAGGCUUCUCUCACCAAUAGGCUCAAGACGUAUGCCAACUUCCCAGAAGCACCUCAGGAGGAGGCUUCUCUCAGCAAUAGGCUCAAGACGUAUGCCAACUUCCCAGAAGCACCUCAGGAGGAGGCUUCUCUCACCAAUAGGCUCAAGACGUAUGCCAACUUCCCAGAAGCACCUCAGGAGGAGGCUUCUCUCAGCAAUAGGCUCAAGACGUAUGCCAACUUCCCAGAAGCACCUCAGGAGGAGGCUUCUCUCAGCAAUAGGCUCAAGACGUAUGCCAACUUCCCAGAAGCACCUCAGGAGGAGGCUUCUCUCACCAAUAGGCUGAAGACGUAUGCCAACUUCCCAGAAGCACCUCAGGAGGAGGCUUCUCUCAGCAAUAGGCUCAAGACGUAUGCCAACUUCCCAGAAGCACCUCAGGAGGAGGCUUCUCUCAGCAAUAGGCUCAAGACGUAUGCCAACUUCCCAGAAGCACCUCAGGAGGAGGCUUCUCUCACCAAUAGGCUGAAGACGUAUGCCAACUUCCCAGAAGCACCUCAGGAGGAGGCUUCUCUCAGCAAUAGGCUCAAGACGUAUGCCAACUUCCCAGAAGCACCUCAGGAGGAGGCUUCUCUCAGCAAUAGGCUCAAGACGUAUGCCAACUUCCCAGAAGCACCUCAGGAGGAGGCUUCUCUCAGCAAUAGGCUCAAGACGUAUGCCAACUUCCCAGAAGCACCUCAGGAGGAGGCUUCUCUCAGCAAUAGGCUCAAGACGUAUGCCAACUUCCCAGAGGCACCUCAGGAGGAGGCUUCUCUCAGCAAUAGGCUCAAGACGUAUGCCAACUUCCCAGAAGCACCUCAGGAGGAGGCUUCUCUCAGCAAUAGGCUCAAGACGUAUGCCAACUUCCCAGAAGCACCUCAGGAGGAGGCUUCUCUCAGCAAUAGGCUCAAGACGUAUGCCAACUUCCCAGAAGCACCUCAGGAGGAGGCUUCUCUCAGCAAUAGGCUAAAGACGUAUGCCAACUUCCCAGAAGCACCUCAGGAGGAGGCUUCUCUCAGCAAUAGGCUCAAGACGUAUGCCAACUUCCCAGAAGCACCUCAGGAGGAGGCUUCUCUCACCAAUAGGCUCAAGACGUAUGCCAACUUCCCAGAAGCACCUCAGGAGGAGGCUUCUCUCAGCAAUAGGCUCAAGACGUAUGCCAACUUCCCAGAAGCACCUCAGGAGGAGGCUUCUCUCAGCAAUAGGCUCAAGAUGUAUGCCAACUUCCCAGAAGCACCUCAGGAGGAGGCUUCUCUCAGCAAUAGGCUGAAGACGUAUGCCAACUUCCCAGAAGCACCUCAGGAGGAGGCUUCUCUCACCAAUAGGCUCAAGACGUAUGCCAACUUCCCAGAAGCACCUCAGGAGGAGGCUUCUCUCAGCAAUAGGCUCAAGACGUAUGCCAACUUCCCAGAAGCACCUCAGGAGGAGGCUUCUCUCAGCAAUAGGCUCAAGACGUAUGCCAACUUCCCAGAAGCACCUCAGGAGGAGGCUUCUCUCAGCAAUAGAUGCGAGCUGAUUCCCUGGCUUAGGCUCAAGACGUAUGCCAACUUCCCAGAAGCACCUCAGGAGGAGGCUUCUCUCAGCAAUAGGCUCAAGACGUAUGCCAACUUCCCAGAAGCACCUCAGGAGGAGGCUUCUCUCAGCAAUAGGCUCAAGACGUAUGCCAACUUCCCAGAAGCACCUCAGGAGGAGGCUUCUCUCAGCAAUAGGCUCAAGACGUAUGCCAACUUCCCAGAAGCACCUCAGGAGGAGGCUUCUCUCAGCAAUAGGCUCAAGACGUAUGCCAACUUCCCAGAAGCACCUCAGGAGGAGGCUUCUCUCAGCAAUAGGCUCAAGACGUAUGCCAACUUCCCAGAAGCACCUCAGGAGGAGGCUUCUCUCAGCAAUAGGCUCAAGACGUAUGCCAACUUCCCAGAAGCACCUCAGGAGGAGGCUUCUCUCAGCAAUAGGCUCAAGACGUAUGCCAACUUCCCAGAAGCACCUCAGGAGGAGGCUUCUCUCAGCAAUAGGCUCAAGACGUAUGCCAACUUCCCAGAAGCACCUCAGGAGGAGGCUUCUCUCAGCAAUAGGCUCAAGACGUAUGCCAACUUCCCAGAAGCACCUCAGGAGGAGGCUUCUCUCAGCAAUAGGCUCAAGACGUAUGCCAACUUCCCAGAGGCACCUCAGGAGGAGGCUUCUCUCAGCAAUAGGCUCAAGACGUAUGCCAACUUCCCAGAGGCACCUCAGGAGGAGGCUUCUCUCAGCAAUAGGCUCAAGACGUAUGCCAACUUCCCAGAGGCACCUCAGGAGGAGGCUUCUCUCAGCAAUAGGCUCAAGACGUAUGCCAACUUCCCAGAAGCACCUCAGGAGGAGGCUUCUCUCAGCAAUAGGCUCAAGACGUAUGCCAACUUCCCAGAAGCACCUCAGGAGGAGGCUUCUCUCAGCAAUAGGCUCAAGACGUAUGCCAACUUCCCAGAAGCACCUCAGGAGGAGGCUUCUCUCAGCAAUAGGCUCAAGACGUAUGCCAACUUCCCAGAAGCACCUCAGGAGGAGGCUUCUCUCAGCAAUAGGCUCAAGACGUAUGCUAACUUCCCAGAAGCACCUCAGGAGGAGGCUUCUCUCAGCAAUAGGCUCAAGACGUAUGCUAACUUCCCAGAAGCAUCUCAGGAGGAGGCUUCUCUCAGCAAUAGGCUCAAGACGUAUGCCAACUUCCCAGAAGCACCUCAGGAGGAGGCUUCUCUCAGCAAUAGGCUCAAGACGUAUGCCAACUUCCCAGAAGCACCUCAGGAGGAGGCUUCUCUCAGCAAUAGGCUCAAGACGUAUGCCAACUUCCCAGAAGCACCUCAGGAGGAGGCUUCUCUCAGCAAUAGGCUCAAGACGUAUGCCAACUUCCCAGAAGCACCUCAGGAGGAGGCUUCUCUCAGCAAUAGGCUCAAGACGUAUGCCAACUUCCCAGAAGCACCUCAGGAGGAGGCUUCUCUCAGCAAUAGGCUCAAGACGUAUGCCAACUUCCCAGAAGCACCUCAGGAGGAGGCUUCUCUCAGCAAUAGGCUCAAGACGUAUGCCAACUUCCCAGAAGCACCUCAGGAGGAGGCUUCUCUCAGCAAUAGGCUCAAGACGUAUGCCAACUUCCCAGAAGCACCUCAGGAGGAGGCUUCUCUCAGCAAUAGGCUCAAGACGUAUGCCAACUUCCCAGAAGCACCUCAGGAGGAGGCUUCUCUCAGCAAUAGGCUCAAGACGUAUGCCAACUUCCCAGAAGCACCUCAGGAGGAGGCUUCUCUCAGCAAUAGGCUCAAGACGUAUGCCAACUUCCCAGAAGCACCUCAGGAGGAGGCUUCUCUCACCAAUAGGCUCAAGACGUAUGCCAACUUCCCAGAAGCACCUCAGGAGGAGGCUUCUCUCAGCAAUAGGCUCAAGACGUAUGCCAACUUCCCAGAAGCAGCUCAGGAGGAGGCUUCUCUCAGCAAUAGGCUCAAGACGUAUGCCAACUUCCCAGAAGCACCUCAGGAGGAGGCUUCUCUCAGCAAUAGGCUCAAGACGUAUGCCAACUUCCCAGAAGCACCUCAGGAGGAGGCUUCUCUCAGCAAUAGGCUCAAGACGUAUGCCAACUUCCCAGAAGCACCUCAGGAGGAGGCUUCUCUCAGCAAUAGGCUCAAGACGUAUGCCAACUUCCCAGAAGCACCUCAGGAGGAGGCUUCUCUCAGCAAUAGGCUCAAGACGUAUGCUAACUUCCCAGAAGCACCUCAGGAGGAGGCUUCUCUCAGCAAUAGGCUCAAGACGUAUGCCAACUUCCCAGAAGCACCUCAGGAGGAGGCUUCUCUCAGCAAUAGGCUCAAGACGUAUGCCAACUUCCCCGAAGCACCUCAGGAGGAGGCUUCUCUCAGCAAUAGGCUCAAGACGUAUGCCAACUUCCCAGAAGCACCUCAGGAGGAGGCUUCUCUCAGCAAUAGGCUCAAGACGUAUGCCAACUUCCCAGAAGCACCUCAGGAGGAGGCUUCUCUCAGCAAUAGGCUCAAGACGUAUGCCAACUUCCCAGAAGCACCUCAGGAGGAGGCUUCUCUCAGCAAUAGGCUCAAGACGUAUGCCAACUUCCCAGAAGCACCUCAGGAGGAGGCUUCUCUCAGCAAUAGGCUCAAGACGUAUGCCAACUUCCCAGAAGCACCUCAGGAGGAGGCUUCUCUCAGCAAUAGGCUCAAGACGUAUGCCAACUUCCCAGAAGCAGCUCAGGAGGAGGCUUCUCUCAGCAAUAGGCUCAAGACGUAUGCCAACUUCCCAGAAGCACCUCAGGAGGAGGCUUCUCUCACCAAUAGGCUCAAGACGUAUGCCAACUUCCCAGAAGCACCUCAGGAGGAGGCUUCUCUCAGCAAUAGGCUCAAGACGUAUGCCAACUUCCCAGAAGCACCUCAGGAGGAGGCUUCUCUCACCAAUAGGCUCAAGACGUAUGCCAACUUCCCAGAAGCACCUCAGGAGGAGGCUUCUCUCAGCAAUAGGCUCAAGACGUAUGCCAACUUCCCAGAAGCACCUCAGGAGGAGGCUUCUCUCAGCAAUAGGCUCAAGACGUAUGCCAACUUCCCAGAAGCACCUCAGGAGGAGGCUUCUCUCAGCAAUAGGCUCAAGACGUAUGCCAACUUCCCAGAAGCACCUCAGGAGGAGGCUUCUCUCAGCAAUAGGCUCAAGACGUAUGCCAACUUCCCAGAAGCACCUCAGGAGGAGGCUUCUCUCAGCAAUAGGCUCAAGACGUAUGCCAACUUCCCAGAAGCAGCUCAGGAGGAGGCUUCUCUCAGCAAUAGGCUCAAGACGUAUGCCAACUUCCCAGAAGCACCUCAGGAGGAGGCUUCUCUCAGCAAUAGGCUCAAGACGUAUGCCAACUUCCCAGAAGCACCUCAGGAGGAGGCUUCUCUCAGCAAUAGGCUCAAGACGUAUGCCAACUUCCCAGAAGCACCUCAGGAGGAGGCUUCUCUCAGCAAUAGGCUCAAGACGUAUGCCAACUUCCCAGAAGCACCUCAGGAGGAGGCUUCUCUCAGCAAUAGGCUCAAGACGUAUGCCAACUUCCCAGAAGCACCUCAGGAGGAGGCUUCUCUCAGCAAUAGGCUCAAGACGUAUGCCAACUUCCCAGAAGCACCUCAGGAGGAGGCUUCUCUCAGCAAUAGGCUCAAGACGUAUGCCAACUUCCCAGAAGCACCUCAGGAGGAGGCUUCUCUCAGCAAUAGGCUCAAGACGUAUGCCAACUUCCCAGAAGCAGCUCAGGAGGAGGCUUCUCUCAGCAAUAGGCUCAAGACGUAUGCCAACUUCCCAGAAGCACCUCAGGAGGAGGCUUCUCUCACCAAUAGGCUCAAGACGUAUGCCAACUUCCCAGAAGCACCUCAGGAGGAGGCUUCUCUCACCAAUAGGCUCAAGACGUAUGCCAACUUCCCAGAAGCACCUCAGGAGGAGGCUUCUCUCAGCAAUAGGCUCAAAACGUAUGCCAACUUCCCAGAAGCACCUCAGGAGGAGGCUUCUCUCAGCAAUAGGCUCAAGACGUAUGCCAACUUCCCAGAAGCACCUCAGGAGGAGACUUCUCUCAGCAAUAGGCUCAAAACGUAUGCCAACUUCCCAGAAGCACCUCAGGAGGAGGCUUCUCUCAGCAAUAGGCUCAAGACGUAUGCCAACUUCCCAGAAGCACCUCAGGAGGAGGCUUCUCUCAGCAAUAGGCUCAAGACGUAUGCCAACUUCCCAGAAGCACCUCAGGAGGAGGCUUCUCUCAGCAAUAGGCUCAAAACGUAUGCCAACUUCCCAGAAGCACCUCAGGAGGAGGCUUCUCUCAGCAAUAGGCUCAAAACGUAUGCCAACUUCCCAGAAGCACCUCAGGAGGAGGCUUCUCUCAGCAAUAGGCUCAAGACGUAUGCCAACUUCCCAGAAGCACCUCAGGAGGAGGCUUCUCUCAGCAAUAGGCUCAAGACGUAUGCCAACUUCCCAGAAGCACCUCAGGAGGAGGCUUCUCUCAGCAAUAGGCUCAAGACGUAUGCCAACUUCCCAGAAGCACCUCAGGAGGAGGCUUCUCUCAGCAAUAGGCUCAAAACGUAUGCCAACUUCCCAGAAGCACCUCAGGAGGAGGCUUCUCUCAGCAAUAGGCUCAAGACGUAUGCCAACUUCCCAGAAGCACCUCAGGAGGAGGCUUCUCUCAGCAAUAGGCUCAAAACGUAUGCCAACUUCCCAGAAGCACCUCAGGAGGAGGCUUCUCUCAGCAAUAGGCUCAAGACGUAUGCCAACUUCCCAGAAGCACCUCAGGAGGAGGCUUCUCUCAGCAAUAGGCUCAAGACGUAUGCCAACUUCCCAGAAGCACCUCAGGAGGAGGCUUCUCUCAGCAAUAGGCUCAAGACGUAUGCCAACUUCCCAGAAGCACCUCAGGAGGAGGCUUCUCUCAGCAAUAGGCUCAAAACGUAUGCCAACUUCCCAGAAGCACCUCAGGAGGAGGCUUCUCUCAGCAAUAGGCUCAAGACGUAUGCCAACUUCCCAGAAGCACCUCAGGAGGAGGCUUCUCUCAGCAAUAGGCUCAAAACGUAUGCCAACUUCCCAGAAGCACCUCAGGAGGAGGCUUCUCUCAGCAAUAGGCUCAAGACGUAUGCCAACUUCCCAGAAGCACCUCAGGAGGAGGCUUCUCUCAGCAAUAGGCUCAAGACGUAUGCCAACUUCCCAGAAGCACCUCAGGAGGAGGCUUCUCUCAGCAAUAGGCUCAAAACGUAUGCCAACUUCCCAGAAGCACCUCAGGAGGAGGCUUCUCUCAGCAAUAGGCUCAAGACGUAUGCCAACUUCCCAGAAGCACCUCAGGAGGAGGCUUCUCUCAGCAAUAGGCUCAAGACGUAUGCCAACUUCCCAGAAGCACCUCAGGAGGAGGCUUCUCUCAGCAAUAGGCUCAAAACGUAUGCCAACUUCCCAGAAGCACCUCAGGAGGAGGCUUCUCUCAGCAAUAGGCUCAAGACGUAUGCCAACUUCCCAGAAGCACCUCAGGAGGAGGCUUCUCUCAGCAAUAGGCUCAAGACGUAUGCCAACUUCCCAGAAGCACCUCAGGAGGAGGCUUCUCUCAGCAAUAGGCUCAAGACGUAUGCCAACUUCCCAGAAGCACCUCAGGAGGAGGCUUCUCUCAGCAAUAGGCUCAAAACGUAUGCCAACUUCCCAGAAGCACCUCAGGAGGAGGCUUCUCUCAGCAAUAGGCUCAAAACGUAUGCCAACUUCCCAGAAGCACCUCAGGAGGAGGCUUCUCUCAGCAAUAGGCUCAAGACGUAUGCCAACUUCCCAGAAGCACCUCAGGAGGAGACUUCUCUCAGCAAUAGGCUCAAAACGUAUGCCAACUUCCCAGAAGCACCUCAGGAGGAGGCUUCUCUCAGCAAUAGGCUCAAGACGUAUGCCAACUUCCCAGAAGCACCUCAGGAGGAGGCUUCUCUCAGCAAUAGGCUCAAGACGUAUGCCAACUUCCCAGAAGCACCUCAGGAGGAGGCUUCUCUCAGCAAUAGGCUCAAGACGUAUGCCAACUUCCCAGAAGCACCUCAGGAGGAGGCUUCUCUCAGCAAUAGGCUCAAGACGUAUGCCAACUUCCCAGAAGCACCUCAGGAGGGGGCUUCUCUCAGCAAUAGGCUCAAAACGUAUGCCAACUUCCCAGAAGCACCUCAGGAGGAGGCUUCUUUCAGCAAUAGGCUCAAGACGUAUGCCAACUUCCCAGAAGCACCUCAGGAGGAGGCUUCUCUCAGCAAUAGGCUCAAAACGUAUGCCAACUUCCCAGAAGCACCUCAGGAGGAGGCUUCUUUCAGCAAUAGGCUCAAGACGUAUGCCAACUUCCCAGAAGCACCUCAGGAGGAGGCUUCUCUCAGCAAUAGGCUCAAGACGUAUGCCAACUUCCCAGAAGCACCUCAGGAGGGGGCUUCUCUCAGCAAUAGGCUCAAGACGUAUGCCAACUUCCCAGAAGCACCUCAGGAGGGGGCUUCUCUCAGCAAUAGGCUCAAGACGUAUGCCAACUUCCCAGAAGCACCUCAGGAGGAGGCUUCUCUCAGCAAUAGGCUCAAGACGUAUGCCAACUUCCCAGAAGCACCUCAGGAGGGGGCUUCUCUCAGCAAUAGGCUCAAGACGUAUGCCAACUUCCCAGAAGCACCUCAGGAGGGGGCUUCUCUCAGCAAUAGGCUCAAGACGUAUGCCAACUUCCCAGAAGCACCUCAGGAGGAGACUUCUCUCAGCAAUAGGCUCAAAACGUAUGCCAACUUCCCAGAAGCACCUCAGGAGGAGGCUUCUCUCAGCAAUAGGCUCAAGACGUAUGCCAACUUCCCAGAAGCACCUCAGGAGGAGGCUUCUCUCAGCAAUAGGCUCAAGACGUAUGCCAACUUCCCAGAAGCACCUCAGGAGGGGGCUUCUCUCAGCAAUAGGCUCAAGACGUAUGCCAACUUCCCAGAAGCACCUCAGGAGGGGGCUUCUCUCAGCAAUAGGCUCAAGACGUAUGCCAACUUCCCAGAAGCACCUCAGGAGGAGGCUUCUCUCAGCAAUAGGCUCAAGACGUAUGCCAACUUCCCAGAAGCACCUCAGGAGGGGGCUUCUCUCAGCAAUAGGCUCAAAACGUAUGCCAACUUCCCAGAAGCACCUCAGGAGGAGGCUUCUCUCAGCAAUAGGCUCAAGACGUAUGCCAACUUCCCAGAAGCACCUCAGGAGGAGGCUUCUCUCAGCAAUAGGCUCAAAACGUAUGCCAACUUCCCAGAAGCACCUCAGGAGGAGGCUUCUCUCAGCAAUAGGCUCAAGACGUAUGCCAACUUCCCAGAAGCACCUCAGGAGGAGGCUUCUCUCAGCAAUAGGCUCAAAACGUAUGCCAACUUCCCAGAAGCACCUCAGGAGGAGGCUUCUCUCAGCAAUAGGCUCAAGACGUAUGCCAACUUCCCAGAAGCACCUCAGGAGGAGGCUUCUCUCAGCAAUAGGAAUCCCAAAAUCCCUGUGGCUACUGGAAAGGGUCCUUGGGUGCCCUGCCUCACCUCGAGAAGCGUCCCUUUGGCCCUGCCAAGCCUCGAAGAGAUUCCUGAGGUGUCCCUCGUUACUAGACAGGAGUCCUGA
Molecule: messenger RNA, 22501 nt
Organism: Rangifer tarandus platyrhynchus (Svalbard reindeer)
Lineage: Eukaryota; Metazoa; Chordata; Mammalia; Artiodactyla; Cervidae
Source: the annotation of a GenBank genome assembly